AUGAACGAGGGGGCGUGGUCGCUGAACGCUUUGGAGGGAAAUUAAAAUAUGGGCGUGGCUAGCUGGAGGCGUGAUUGCGUCACGCUGCUGGGGCGGGGGUUCGGAAAAAGGUGGGAGGAGGUUCCAUUGGGCGCCGCGUUGCCAUGGCGACUCGGUGGGGGAUUUGGUGGCGUUGCUUGUACGCGGAUGGAGGGAGCAGCUGCUGAUCUCUGACACAUCCUUCCCCCCCCCAACCACCACCGCACUGCCAUAUUGUACCGGGACACGUUUCAUGCCGAGAGAUAAGGUUGCAUGGGUCCGGUGACGGGAAUGACUCCAGACAAAAACGUAGAAACCCCCGGAGCAGAGAAGGUCGCUGGGUUAAGUCAGCUGGACACCAUGGGGAGCCUACCAGAAGAGGUUGGCGCAGACAGACCAAAGGCCUCUGCAGUGGACAGUGGUUCUGCAGAUGAAGAACUUACAAACUUGAACUGGCUUCAUGAGAGUACAAACUUACUGAACAACUUCAGCCUGGGGAGCGAGGGGCUGCCAGCAAAUAACCCACUAUAUGACAUUGAAGGCGACGGCUCCCCAAUCGGUUGUCGGAGCCCAGAAAAAUCCUCGGCCUCCUCAAAACCUCCAUAUUCCUUCAGCCUCUUAAUUUAUAUGGCUAUUGAGCACUCCCCCAACAAGUGUCUGCCAGUGAAAGAAAUAUACAGCUGGAUCCUUGACAGGUUCCCCUACUUUGCUACUGCCCCGACCGGCUGGAAGAACUCAGUCAGACACAACUUGUCAUUGAAUAAAUGCUUUCGGAAAGUGGAACGCAGCCAUGGAAAAGUAAAUGGAAAAGGCUCCUUAUGGUGUGUAGAUCCAGAGUAUAAACCUAAUCUUGUACAAGCACUGAAGAAGCAGCCAUUUUCUGCAGCACUUGCAUUGUACACCCCUCCUGCCUCACCUAACAGUGCAUCACCUCUUUGUCUAUCGUCUGCACUGAAACAGACUCAAGGGCACUCAGUGAAAGAUUCAGAUAUAGAUGCGGCCACUGCAAUGAUGCUGUUAAACAGCUCGAUCAAGAAUGAAGCUUUGGAUUACCAAAAACCUCAGCCCCUCAAGGUGGUAUUACCUAAGAAACGCAAUUACACCAGCGCAUUCAAGCAUUGUGCUUCUCUGACCCUUCAAGAAAACGAUUCUACCGUCAUCAACAUUGAUCCUAAGGAGGAUCACAACUAUAGUGCCAGCGGCACCGACUCUCAGCGAUGUGAAUCCCGAUCCAGCGUGUCUUCCUUGUCGUCGGUGGAUGAGGUCUACGAGUUCAUCCCAAAGAAUAGUCGGGCGGGGAGCGAUGGAAGCGAAGGGUUUCACAGUGAGGACGAGACUGACAUUGACUAUGAAGAAGAUGCACUUGGUGAUAGUGGUUAUGCUUCCCAGCCCUGCGUCAAUUCCUCGGUCAAAGAUCUGCACGGCAAGAAGCUCCGAAAAGAAGCAAGUCAGGAUAUCGAUGAGGAGCUAAAGGAGGCGGCCGGCUCUCUGCUCCAUCUAGCUGGGAUUCGCACUUGUCUGGAUUCCCUCUUAAAAACUGCAAAAGCCCAGUCACAAAAGCAUAGAAAAUAGUCAUUCUGCCAGUCUUGUGUUUUUUUUUUUUUGUUUUUUUUUUUAUAUAUUUUUUUGCUUUACGCUGUUUUAUCUUUUUUUGGGUUCCAUUUUUUUUUUUUCCUGCCUUCAUCCACUCAAAGUGUGGCAAUAUUCCUCAGCUUUCAUUUGUUCUUUAGGAGAUCAAAGCCAUAAAAGACGUGAGGCUUAUACAUAUAUAUAUAUAUAUUUUUUUUUUUUCGUUUGCUUUUGAUAUUUUGCAAGCUUGACUUUUCUUUUCCCUCAUCCCUUUUUUUUUCCCCCAAAAUGACUGCCUUAGAUUUAUUUUUUUAUAUACUCUACCAGAAAUGCAUGACAUGCAAAGUCCCUGCAAAAAAAAAAAAAAAGCUAUUUAUUUUAUUUUUAUUUUUUUCUAAUUUCUUCAAUGCAGAGGAUUUCUCAAAUUGCAACAUGAAACUUCACCGAAAAGGCUGCUGGUGCAAACACUGACUGCUGUAUGUGCUUUAAAUUUUGGCCACUGUGCAACCAAGUGAUAAAAUAUCUCAGUAUUAGUGAUACCUUCUUUUGCCAACUAUUUAUAUGUAGAGUCAGUUAAACAGGUGCGUAAUGCACGAAUAAUUUUUGGUAAAGCAAAAGCUUCCCCUUCCUUGUGCUUUACACCCGGGUUUAAGAAGUCUAGAACUCUUGUGACCCCAUUUAGAAUGUUCACUGCUAUAAUGAUAUGGUCCCUUUUCUAUUAACCAUAACCAUCCACCUGUAUACGUAUGUGUCCGUCCCAUGCAUUUUAUGUCCUCUACAUGGUUAAAGGAGUACUCUCCUGGAAAAUUAUUAUUUAUUUAUUUUUUAAAUCAACUGGUGCCAGAAAGAUAUACAGAUUUGUAAAUUACUUCUA
Hyla sarda is the source of this 2461-nucleotide messenger RNA. It is a transcript of the gene FOXN2, whose product is annotated as forkhead box N2. Gene Ontology annotation, biological process: regulation of DNA-templated transcription. The coding region runs from base 292 to 1590 and encodes 432 amino acids. Gene Ontology annotation, cellular component: nucleus. The transcript has 6 exons. Gene Ontology annotation, molecular function: cis-regulatory region sequence-specific DNA binding; DNA-binding transcription factor activity. NCBI's taxonomy places the organism in Eukaryota, Metazoa, Chordata, Amphibia, Anura, Hylidae. The record is from RefSeq and is a predicted model, not a curated record.